AUGUUAGACAUACCCGAUUACCGUGAAAAGCCCUUUCUACGCUUGGUUUACGCAUGGCCCGCCUUCGUAGGCAUCAUCCUCUUCACUCUGUUCACCUUCGUUGGGAUGGCGCGCUGCGUUCUUCGAAGUGUCGACGGCGGUUCUCCCCCACGUAUCGGUCUGAAUACCACUACCUCUGUCAGGCAAGAUAUUUUUAACGUUAUAGCAGCCCCACUCAUCUUUCAGGGUCUGUGUGUGAGCGUCUACACCACAUGGAUGAGUUGGAAGUUCUUCCGCCACAAUUAA
Leishmania braziliensis MHOM/BR/75/M2904 is the source of this 285-nucleotide messenger RNA. RefSeq lists its product as hypothetical. The record is from RefSeq and is a predicted model, not a curated record. Bases 1 to 285 code for a protein of 94 amino acids. NCBI's taxonomy places the organism in Eukaryota, Euglenozoa, Kinetoplastea, Trypanosomatida, Trypanosomatidae. The transcript has a single exon.